Messenger RNA from Zonotrichia leucophrys gambelii, 3507 nucleotides. It is a transcript of the gene MLH3, whose product is annotated as mutL homolog 3. Gene Ontology annotation, cellular component: mismatch repair complex. The record is from RefSeq and is a predicted model, not a curated record. NCBI's taxonomy places the organism in Eukaryota, Metazoa, Chordata, Aves, Passeriformes, Passerellidae. Gene Ontology annotation, biological process: mismatch repair. Gene Ontology annotation, molecular function: ATP-dependent DNA damage sensor activity; ATP binding; mismatched DNA binding. The transcript is spliced from 4 exons.
CGCGCGAGGGGCCCGGUGGCUCGGCCCCGGCGGUCUCGCGCCGCGGCCGUUGCGGGUCCGCCUCGGUCCGGAAUAUGGAGCAGUGAGCUCCCUGCAGUUUCUUAAGGCUCUCAUCUAUCAGAUUUUGACAUGAUCAGACGUUUGGUGGAAGAUGUGCGAGCCAGGCUGCGUUCUGGAGUCACUGUCAACUCACUUGGGCAGUGUGUUGAGGAGCUUGUCCUCAAUAGCAUUGAUGCCAAAGCAACAUGUGUAGCUAUCAGGGUGGAUUUGGAAGCUUUUAAGAUCCAGGUGGUGGACAAUGGCUCUGGGAUUGGGAAGGAGGACCUAAAGGCUGUUGGCAAGCGCUACUUCACCAGCAAGUGCAGCUCAGUGAGAGACUUGGAGAACCUGACUUUCUAUGGCUUCAGAGGAGAGGCUUUGGCAAGUAUAGCCAACAUGGCUGGUGUAGUGGAAAUCUCAUCUAAGACCAGCAGUUCAGCAAAAACAUUUAUGAAACUGUUUCACAAUGGGCAAGCACUGGAAGUAUGUGAAGCUGAGUUGAACAGACCAAGUGGCGGAACUACAGUCACGGUGUGCAAUCUGUUCCAUCAGUUACCAGUGAGGAGAAAGUGUAUGGAUCCUGUGCUGGAAAUUGAGAGAGUGAGACAGAAGGUAGAGGCUGUUUCGCUAAUGCAUCCUUCUGUUUCUCUUUCCUUAAGAAACGAUAUUUCUUGUUCCAUGGUGCUUCAGCUCCCUAAGACAAGAGAUGUGUACUCUCGCUUUUGUCAAAUUUAUGGACUGGGCAGAUCCCAGAAGUUGCGAGAAAUAAAUCACAAGUCUGGGGGAUUUGAGAUAAGUGGUUUUAUCAGUACUGAGGGACAUUACAAUAAGAAUAUGCAGUUCUUGUAUGUGAAUAGGAGGCUUGUUUUAAAGACAAGACUACAUAAACUAAUUGAUUUUUUAUUAAGAAAGGAAAGUGUAAUUUGCAAGUCAAAGAGUGUCCCUGCAAGCCGACAGGCUAAUUCAAGUCCUGGUCGCCAUCGCUGUGGGCCAGAGUUGUAUGGGAUCUUUAUUCUCAAUGUAACCUGUGCAUACAGUGACUAUGAUGUGUGCCUGGAGCCUGCAAAGACUCUGAUUGAGUUCCAGAACUGGGAUGUUCUUCUAACUUGCAUAGAGGAAGGAGUGAAAAUAUUUUUGAAACGAGAGCAUUUAUUUAUUGAACCAUGUAGUGAGGACAUCAGAGAAUUUAAUGAACACAAUGACUUUUGUUUACAUAAUGCUCCAGUUCUGAAGCCUUCAAUUGUUGAUGAGAAGAGCAUCCAGGAAAAUUUUAAGAAAGCAUGUAAUGAAAUUGUGGAUUCUUAUGAAAUAUGUAGCUUGCAAUCAAAAGAUGUCAAGAGGAAAUCCAUUACUGGGAAAAAAAGUUCAAGUCUUAUAGAGUCAAGUAAAAAUGCACAGGAAACUAAAAAUGCCCCAGUUCAGAACACUGCUGAAUCAUCUGAUCCAUGUAGAAACAAUAAAGCAGAGAUUCCGUUGCCAAGCAAAGAUGACACAGUUUCUGAUUUAAUUAAAUCAAAUACCUCAGAACAGAAGCCAAAAUACACCAGCAGUUCCCACAAAGUAUCUGAUACUCGUCUGAAACCUUCAGAACAUCUUUGUUCCUCUUUCAGUGGAGGAGCCAGAUCAGAAAUAAGGGAAAUAGAUGGUUGUGGUGACCUAGAGGGUUGUGCAGAGAAUAAUAUAAAAGAUGUGGGCAGCCAGCAAGGUCAAGUAAUGCAGGAAAGCAAUAAGGUUCUUGUCUUAAAUAAGGAUGUUAUUCAAUCACUGCUUGAGAGAGAAGACCCCACUGAAACAGCAGUGGGACCUGAAACUGUCUCUAGAAGGUCAUUAAUAAGACUGCCUAAUGCAAGAAGAAACAGGGGAGCAGCUAAAGUGCUAGAUGAUGCCAGAAGAGGGGCUGUUAGUUCAAUACCAUUAAAGUCACGCCUUACAGACCUUAUAAAAAGCGUUGUGCAAAAUGAGUCCCCACAUGACUGUGAACAGACAGAAACAAAUCUUGCAUCAAACUCACGGUGUAGGCCUGCCCCUGUCAGUGCCAAGGGUAUUUUUGACCAUAAAGUAAAUGUGAUUCAGUCUUCAAAUGCUAAGGGUAUUUCCAGUAAUGCUAAUAGAGAAUAUACAGCUUCUCUUACCAGAGAAGUAUGCAAGACUGAUGGUCAUGAGAACAAAGCUUUGUCACAUCGGGUGAGGGAGGAGACAGCUUUGCCUGCUGCUACCAAUAAACGACCUUAUGAAACAUCGAACAGUGCGGAAUUGCCACUGGCAACUUCUUCAGGUAUUCCUCACAAGAGGAUUGUUAUCAAAAACACUAGAAGGCAGAUAGCUGUGCCAAGAUCGCAGCCCUCUAAGAAACUGAGCUUGUCCACACAGCUGGGAUCAUUAGAGAAGUUCAAGAGAUAUUAUGGGAAAGUUAAGUCUACACUACCGACACCCACGUCAGAGCAAAAUGAAUGUGGUCUCCCAGUUCUUAAUUCAGAAACUAACUCUGACUUUUCAAAGGAUGGGAAUGGCAAUCAUGAUAACUUUGGCAGUUGUGAAACUCCACCUGCAGCAGAAGAUGAAGAUUCUAAUAAUAUUAGCCAAGGUUUUGGUUCCUUGGAAAAGACUUUAUUUUGCAGUGGAGAAAUGUCGCAGGACAAACAAGCCCUUUGUCAGAGUCCUUUGACAUUGUCUGAUUACUCUCUGGUUAGUAACAAAACCACAAGUUGUAGAAGAUCUCCAGGAUCAUUAUCAUCCAAACUGUCCAGAAUGAAAACUGAUCACAAAGAAAUAGAACAACUUGGUGAACAGUUCCAAACAGACUCAAAUAGAAAAGAUGUCCAUUCUUUUGAUUGUGAAUCCUCAAAUAAUGAUUUUUUGUAUAAUGUUUGUCAAACAUACAAAUCCUCAGUGGAAAAAAUGAGGGAGUGUAAGUCCAGCAUUUCUAAGGAGGCUGUGUGCUCGCAAUCAGAUGGUGUGAUAGCAGAGUCUGUGAAGAGUCCUGUCAGCUCAUCACCACUCAGCAAUAUAGAAGGAGAGUACACAGUCUCUUCAGUUUUAGCCUCACCUGCUAAAAAUGAUUGUACUGACAUCAUCUGUAAAGACAAAAGUACAUUAGGUGAAUCCUCAGAACAAAAUAUGAAAGAUACUGAGGUUCCCCAUGUGACCUUGCAAAGGCACUUGGAGUUCUCUGAUGACAACACGAGCACAGGCAAUCCGAGGAAUGAUUCUGUCUGGCUCCAAGAUUUCGAUGCUUUAUCGGGUAAGACAGUGUACAUCAAUAAAGCAACUGGACUCAGCACCUACGGCACUCCUCCUUGUGAAGGAUUUCAAACUGCCUGCAUUCAAGACAUAACAACAAUGGCUCUGAACGUUGUUUCGGAAAAUGUUUUGUUGCUCACAAUGAUGUACAGAAGAAUCAUAUUAAUAAUAUCUCUGCCAAGUCUAAAGUCUCACCAGCCUUGGAGCAAGUAAAUCCUACCUUUCUGA